Phaedon cochleariae (mustard beetle) is the source of this 1261-nucleotide messenger RNA. NCBI's taxonomy places the organism in Eukaryota, Metazoa, Arthropoda, Insecta, Coleoptera, Chrysomelidae. The record is from the annotation of a GenBank genome assembly.
UCUUAACCCAACUUAUUGAAAAAAGUUGAUUUUGUUAUUAGUUGCGCUUGAUAAAAUUCACGUAAUAUAUUUGAACACAAGGAUUUAGGUUUUUUAUCAAAAUCGAAUAAAUAGUGCAUGACUGAAAUGUUUACCUUGCUAAAUCCUCAGUAAACUGCGAAGCCAGUUAUCACAAUAAUAUAGCACUCUCAUAAGAUCAUAGCAUAGCUUAGCAUCAUGGCUCAAAGUUCCCCCCUGAUACUGCGUCUUUUAGCUUCCUCCGUAACUGCUUCUGCUCGAGCUGGUAAAAUCAUCAAAGAUGUUAUGACUAGAGGAGAAUUAGGCAUUAUUGAAAAGGGCACAGAGAAAAAUGAUGUGCAAACUGAAGCGGAUCGUUCUGCACAAAGAUGCAUAGUUGCUUCACUCACCAAACAAUUUCCUAAUGUUACAAUUAUUGGUGAAGAAGGACCUCUAGGUGGAACAAAUGAGGUGCCAAGUGACUGGCUUGUGACUGAGAGUGAUCAAAGCAUUUUAGAUUUGAAUUGUCCACCAACUUUCAUUAACACAUCACCAGAUGAUAUUGUUGUUUGGGUAGACCCCUUGGAUGGUACAUCAGAGUACACUGAGGGUCUGUUGGAUCAUGUCACUGUACUUAUUGGUAUAGCAGUGCAAGGCAGAGCUGUAGCAGGUGUUAUCCAUCAGCCUUACCACAAUUACAAAACUGUAAAGGAUACCCCCGGCAGGACCUUGUGGGGUCUGGUAGGGCUUGGGGUGGGAGGCUUCACCCCUGUGGACCCACCUAAGGAUAAGUUUGUGAUUACCACUUCCAGGUCACACAGGGACAAAAUGGUGUCCAAUGCACUGGAAGCCCUAAGUCCUGAUGAAAUAAUCAGUGUAGGAGGUGCUGGUCACAAGGUACUUGUAGUUCUAGAGGGUAGGGCUCAUGCAUAUGUUUAUGCUAGCAGAGGUUGUAAAAAAUGGGACACUUGUGCCCCAGAAGCGAUUUUAGAAGCUUCUGGUGGUAGCUUGACUGACAUCCAUGGCAAACAUUAUAGUUAUGAUAAGGAUGCCCCUUUCCCAGAUGCACAGGGUAUAUUUGCUACAGCCAAGGGGGUAGAUCAUGGUGCCCUGAUAGGGAAGUUGCCACAGGAUAUUAGGGAUGCUUUUCCUUAUUGAAAAUCAAAAUGUAUUAAUUUACAGAUUUAUUGUAUAGCUUUAUACAGAAUAAACUUUUUUUUAUUCCUCAUUGAUGAUUUUUCAAGUGCAAGGUUAUGUUUUUUUA